UCGUUGUGAUGUGAUGGUUUUUUUCUCCAUCCAGAGUCAGUUGUGUAGCUGCUUUAUUCGACACAACACAGUGAGGCUACUGAAGGGAAGUUCAUAGAAUUGAAUGGAACAGAAAUUACACAACUUCACUUCACAUCUGGAUAAAAACAUCUGUGAAAAAAGGCAUGUCUGCAAGCCCAAGAGAACAGGAGUGAAUGAAACUUCUGGACUAUGGCCCAGGUCACUUGUGCAGACAUGGACUCUGAUGCUGCUGUUGGUCACCUGCCUGCUGUACUGGGCACGAAUGGCCAUGCCAGUUUGUGCAGUUACUAUGGCAAAGCAGUUUGGUUGGGACAAGAUGGAGUCUGGAUUGGUGCUGGGUGUCUUCUUUUGGGGCUACUGCUUCACACAGGUGUUCGGAGGCCAUGUCAGUGAUAAAAUUGGUGGUGAGAGAGUCCUGAUAAUAUCCACAUCUUCCUGGGCAACUAUGACAGUCCUAACUCCUCUUCUGGUCAAAAUGGGGUUCCCACCACUCAUCACCCUCACGCUAUCCAGGUUCUCCAUGGGGGUGCUGCAAGGUGUUCACUACCCAUCUCUAAACAGCAUUUAUGCACAGCGUGUGGCUGAGGGUGAGAGGGGCUUUUUGAUUAGUACAUUAGGCUGUGGCAGCUACCUGGGUGUGCUCAUGGUCGGGGGACUGGGGUCUGUCAUGCUGGAGUGGUACAGCUGGGAAAGUGUAUUCUAUGUUCCUGGUGUCCUGUCCAUGCUAUGGGCCUGCUGUGUAUGGAGAUGGCUACCCAGAGGACCAAUAAUCACAUCGGAUUCUUCAUGGAGUAACUCUGGGUCUGCAUCUCAAGCAACAAUUUCACGGACCUUUUGGUGUCAUCUUUUAAAGCAGCCCUGUGUGUGGGCUAUGAUUAUUGCACUUGUCUGCCACAACAGUGUACAUUUCACACUUCUGUCAUGGCUACCAACAUUCUUCAAUGAGACAUAUCCUCAUGCAGAGAACUGGGUGUUUAAUGUGAUCCCCUCACUUGUGGCUCUGCCUUCUUCCUUGUUUGGAGGCUGUAUGUCGGAUCAUCUCAUCAGAAAAGGUUUUGGUACAGCUACUAUCAGAAAAUUAAUGCAGUUCUGCUCAAUGGGAAUUGGGAGCGUCUUCAUUUAUUUGUUGUGUAAGGCUACCACAUUUCUCCAUGCUGUGGUCUUUGUCUCAGUAGCCUUUGGCCUGUCCACCUUCAAUAGCAGUGGUGCAGCUGUGAAUUUGCAUGAUUUAGCUCCAUCAUGUGCUGGAGCUCUCUUUGGUAUUAUGAACACAUGUGCUGCAUUUACAAGUGUACUAAUGGUUUACAUCUCAGGAUACCUGAUUGAGGUCACUGGGUCCUGGCUAACUGUAUUCAGCUACCUCAUUUUGGUGAAUUUUGUUGGUGUAGCCGUAUUUAUUAUAUUUGGUGAAGCAAAGCCGGUGGACGGAGUAGAUCAGACUCCUAUGACAUGCAUCUAAAUACAGCAUUUUCAUUUUAUAAACAAAUAUGUCCUGUUUAUGUACUUAUGGAUACCUAAAUUGACAUCAUAAAGAAAAGUCCUCCAAAAAAGUCUGUAUAUGUGGUUAUGAAAACAACGAUUUCUGUGCCAUGAUUUGUGUCCAAAAAUUUUUAUUUGGUAUUUUCAUUUUCAAGAGCCCUGGGACCAGCAGCCACAAAAUAACCCCAAAGUAUCAAUCAUACAUCAAACACGACCAUUUUAUUACAGGUAUCAGCUAUUUUCUUUCUAUUGCAGUCCUCAUUUUUCACCACGAUUCAAGAUUCAAAGGUUUAUUUGUCACAAGCACAUUCAUAACAGAUACAAAGGUGCAGUGAAAUGAGAUGCAGCAGCUCUGAAGACAAUGCAUAGCAAAACAAUAAAUAGACUAUACUAUAUGAUGGGUGUAGGGUAAGGUGGAGCGCAAGAAAACGCACACAAGAGCAUACAAAAAUACACACAUGAAAAAGUAGGUAUGUAUCUGGCUAUGCAAUUAUAUACAUCAUUGUUUAUGCAUAUUUAUGUACAUACAUUAAACUCUUCAGUGCAUGUGCAAA
Messenger RNA from Neoarius graeffei (lesser salmon catfish), 2054 nucleotides. It is a transcript of the gene slc17a9a, whose product is annotated as solute carrier family 17 member 9a. Gene Ontology annotation, biological process: transmembrane transport. Gene Ontology annotation, molecular function: transmembrane transporter activity. The record is from RefSeq and is a predicted model, not a curated record. The transcript is spliced from 13 exons. The coding region runs from base 104 to 1480 and encodes 458 amino acids. Lineage: Eukaryota; Metazoa; Chordata; Actinopteri; Siluriformes; Ariidae.